Molecule: messenger RNA, 1905 nt
Organism: Salarias fasciatus (jewelled blenny)
Lineage: Eukaryota; Metazoa; Chordata; Actinopteri; Blenniiformes; Blenniidae
Product: MAGUK p55 subfamily member 3-like
Exons: 19
Coding region: 79-1905 (608 amino acids)
Molecular function (GO): protein binding
Source: RefSeq, a predicted model, not a curated record
GGAUACAUCAGCUUUGUUCUGUCUCCCUCCCCACUCUGUCUCUCUCUCUCCCUCUCUAAAUCCUCCUGCCUCCUCUGGAUGAUUGAAGCCAUGCCCAUUGUGUCUGCAAGCACAGGGCUGCAUGAGACUCUGGCCCUGCUCACCUCACAGCUCCACCCUGAUGCCAACCACAAGGAGGAUCUGGUCUUCCUCAAAGAUGUUUUCAGCGAGAGGAGCAUUAGUUACCUCAUGAAGAUCCAUGAGAAGCUAAAACAGUAUGAGAAGCAGAGUCCCACCCCAGUCCUGCACAGCGCCUCCUGUCUGGCAGAGGACCUUGCUGAGGAGCUUCAGAACGGACCGCUGGAAGAUGACGAGCGAGAGCUGCUUCUCCUGCUGAACACGCCUCACAUUAAGGCGGUGCUGUCGGCACACGACACGGUGGCCCAGAAGAAGUUUGACCCGGUGCUGCCGCCGCUGCCCGAGGACGUGGACGACGACCUGGAAGAGGAGUCGGUGAAGAUCGUCCGUCUGGUGAAGAACAAAGAGCCGCUGGGAGCAACGAUCCGGAGAGACGAGGCGACGGGGGCGGUCAUCGUAGCCCGGAUCAUGAGAGGAGGAGCGGCCGAUCGCAGCGGACUGGUGCAUGUUGGGGAUGAGCUCCGAGAGGUCAACGGGAACCUGGUAACGCACAAGAGGCCGGAUGAAAUUAGUCAGAUUCUGUCGCAGUCGCAAGGAUCCAUCACACUGAAAAUCAUCCCGGCUGUUGCAGAAGAAGACAAAUUAAAGGAAAGCAGGGUGUACCUCCGGGCGCUGUUUGACUACACGCCUUUCGAGGACAGAGCCACGCCCUGCCAGGAGGCCGGCCUCCCGUUCAAGAGGGGAGACAUUCUCCAGGUCGUCAGCCAGGAGGACGCCACCUGGUGGCAGGCCAAGAGGGUGGGCGACUGCAACCUGCGGGCGGCCCUCAUCCCGUCGGUGCAAUUCCAGGAGAGGCGGCUGAGGUACAGGAUGAAAGUAGCCUCCCUGCCGACGCCCAUGUCUCCCAAAGCCCCGACGUAUGAUCGGACCGAUAAAGAAGACUGUGACAGUAAGGGUGCGCUCAAUGGAAAAGAUGUAGUUUCUCCCAAGAGUAAGGCAGCCCCUGCCUUCUGUGGCCAUGCUUUCUCAUGGGAUUUUUACUCAGCCAGCCUGCGCAGGAGUUUCCGCCUCCGGAGGAACCGCCAGGAUUCGCCGGGAGACGCACACACUCCCGAUGGCAACCACAGCGAGUUCCUGAUUUACGAAGAAGUCACGCAAUACUUGGCCCGACCGGGCGACAGGCCUCGCCUUAUCGUCCUGAUAGGUUCGCUCGGAGCUCGAAUCUCUGAGCUCAAACAGAAAGUGAUCGCCGAGAACCCCCGGCUGUACGGCCUGGCCGUGCCUCACACCACUCGAGCCAGGAAGCCCCACGAGAGAGAAGGAGUGGAGUACCACUUCAUCAGCAAAGCCGCCUUCGAGGCCGACAUCCAGAGUGGCAAGUUUAUUGAAUUCGGGGAGUAUAAAGAGAAUCUGUACGGCACCAGUUUGGAGUCUAUCCACAGAAUUUUGGAUCAGAGAAAGAUCUGCCUGGUGGACGUGCAGCCAGAGGCGCUGAAGACUCUGCGGAGCGCCGAGUUCAAACCGUACAUCGUCUUCGUGAGGCCUCGGAUCCCGGAGAGUCAGAGGAAGCAGUUCGGCUCGUCCUCUUCCCUCAGCGUCGGGAUCACGGAGGACGACCUGCAGGACAUGAAGCAGUCAGCGGACCGGGUGGACGAGUGCUACGGCCACUGGGUGGACUACGUGCUGGUGAAGGAGGACCCCGUCAGUGCCUUAGCGGAGCUGCAGCUGCUGCUGGAGAGGGUGCAGCUGGAGCCGCAGUGGGUGCCUGUGUCCUGGCUCAGACGCUAG